AUGGGCUUCUCUCUCCACACACUCGCUGUCUCAGCCUUGGUUGCUACCAGCUAUGCCUCCCCUCUGAUCCACUCCCGGGCAAGCAACACAUCUUAUACCAACUCCAAUGGCCUGAAGUUCAACCACUUCAAUGGAUCUCUGCCUAACAUCACCCUUCUCGCUACCGGCGGCACAAUUGCCGGCACAAGUGACGACAAGACCGCGACGGCAGGCUACGAGUCCGGAGCACUGGGCAUCAACAAGCUCCUCUCCGGUAUCCCCGACAUCUUCAACAUUGCCAACAUUGCCGCCGUACAAGAAGGCAAUGUCAACAGCGGAGAUGUUUCCUCCUCCCUGCUGCUAAACCUCACCCACACCCUCCAAACCCAAGUCUGCGACGACCCAACCAUGUCCGGUGCCGUGAUCACCCAUGGCACCGACACCCUCGAAGAAUCCGCAUUCUUCCUCGACGCCACCGUCAACUGCGGCAAGCCCAUCGUAUUCGUUGGAUCCAUGCGCCCCUCCACCGCGAUCUCCGCAGACGGCCCCAUGAACCUCCUGCAGGGCGUCACCGUUGCCGCUGACGAAGACUCCAAGGACCGUGGUGCGCUGGUCGUGCUCAACGACCGCAUCGUCUCUGCUUUCUGGGCUACCAAGACCAACGCCAACACUAUGGAUACCUUCAAGGCUUACGAGCAGGGAAGUCUUGGCUUCAUUGUCUCUAACAAGCCUUACUUCUAUUACCCCGCUGUGCAGCCCAAUGCCAAGCACGUCGUGAACGCGACUGGCAUCGACGCUGUUCCGCGCGUCGAUAUCCUCUAUGCGUACGAGGAUAUGAAGACCGACUCCCUUACCAGCGCUGUCAAGAAUGGUGCUGAGGGUAUUGUUGUUGCCGGCGAGGGUGCUGGAGGUAUCUCCACUGAUUUCGCUUCUGCUAUCGUCGAGAUUGUGGAAAAGCACAACAUCCCCGUUGUUCUGUCUCACCGCACCGUCAACGGCGAGGUGCCUACUGCUGAUAUCAUGGGCGAUAACGCUAAGACUCAGAUUGCCAGUGGCAUGUACAACCCGCAGCAAUCUCGGGUUCUGCUGGGUCUGCUUCUGGCGGAGAAGAAGGAUCUCAAAGAGAUUCGUGAGGUCUUCCUGAAGGCCACUGUUGCUUAG
Messenger RNA from Penicillium brevicompactum, 1140 nucleotides. Its product is annotated as asparaginase ahrA. Gene Ontology annotation, molecular function: asparaginase activity. NCBI's taxonomy places the organism in Eukaryota, Fungi, Ascomycota, Eurotiomycetes, Eurotiales, Aspergillaceae. Bases 1 to 1140 code for a protein of 379 amino acids. The transcript is spliced from 3 exons. The record is from RefSeq and is a predicted model, not a curated record.